Molecule: messenger RNA, 1221 nt
Organism: Branchiostoma belcheri (Belcher's lancelet)
Lineage: Eukaryota; Metazoa; Chordata; Leptocardii; Amphioxiformes; Branchiostomatidae
Product: pituitary-specific positive transcription factor 1-like
Exons: 5
Coding region: 148-1221 (357 amino acids)
Biological process (GO): regulation of transcription by RNA polymerase II
Molecular function (GO): RNA polymerase II cis-regulatory region sequence-specific DNA binding; DNA-binding transcription factor activity, RNA polymerase II-specific
Source: RefSeq, a predicted model, not a curated record
CACAGAAACCUUGCUGCACAACUUCUGCCAUUGUACACGUGAGAAACACCAUUUUAUGCCAGUUCGCUGUACUUGGAAGAAACCUGGGACUAAAUUGCGCAGUUAGAAUAUAUAAUUCUCUUUUUUUCAUCGCGACCAAAGUGCAGCAUGUCUUGCCCGACCACCCAGUAUUCUAAUGACGCUUUGGUGGCUCUGAAAGCCAUCGGCAACUGCGGCGGCGACACCGUCCCCCUGCCUCUGUUACCCCCCUCCACGUCUACGGGAGUGUUUACCACUGUAGGGGGGAUGGAGAGCACGUACGUACCCCCCACGCUCGUCUCCUUCUCGGCAGAGGGGGUCCGUACCUGUCUGUCCCCCACCGCCUUCUCACCUGUGUCCUCCAUCAUGAACCUGAGUACGGCGGGCGGGUACCCGUCCUUCGCGCCCACCCCGACUCCUCUCCCGCCCAUCUCCCUGGGUCUGGACCUGGUCCUGAAGAAGCCGCUCAACGCCAGCAGUACCUACGGGGCCGACUCCACCGCCUCCUUCUUCUCCGCGCCCGUCAUCACGUCCGAGCCGGAUCGGCACGACACCGGUCCCCACCUGUACCCUGGCACGGACGUGUCCCCCCUCUCCCUAUCGCUGGUGCACAAGCCCCCUCCGGACGGGGACGGAGGCCCCCUCGGCGUGGGCCACCCCCUGUCGCUGACCUGCAAAUCCGCCAACGCCCCGCCCGAGCCCAACACCCCCGAGCUGAGGGAACUAGAGGAGUUCGCCAACGACUUCAAGCUGCGCAGGAUUAAGCUGGGUUACACACAGACGAACGUGGGUUCUGCGCUGGCGUCGGUGCACGGUACCGACUUCUCCCAGACAACCAUCUGCCGCUUCGAGAACCUCCAACUCAGUUACAAAAACGCCUGUAAGUUGAAGCCGAUCCUGCAGAAGUGGAUUGAAGAGGCAGAGAACAGCGGCGGCCCGGGCGGGGACAAGCUCCCGGGGAACGAGAGGAAGCGCAAACGUCGGACGACGAUCGGGCUGUCUGCCAAGGAGGCGCUGGAACGCCACUUCCUCAAGCAGGCCAAGCCGUCCUCUCAGGACAUCGUGCGCGUGGCGGACUCCCUGCGGCUGGACAAGGAGGUGGUCCGAGUCUGGUUCUGCAACCGGCGGCAGCGGGAAAAGCGCGUCAAGACAUCCCUGCACAGCAGCGCCCUCUACCUGCAUGGUGAAGAACUGAAGGACUGA